Schistosoma turkestanicum is the source of this 744-nucleotide messenger RNA. NCBI's taxonomy places the organism in Eukaryota, Metazoa, Platyhelminthes, Trematoda, Strigeidida, Schistosomatidae. The record is from the annotation of a GenBank genome assembly.
AUAGGUUUAUAGAUCCAUAUAUUCAUACAAAGAUGGAAAAUAAUAAGGACAGUUAGAUAAAACAUGGUGAUUUGCCGCAUUAAAUUGAUAAUUCUUCACAAACUCUACACGGAGAUGAAACUGAAAUUCUGUUUUCUAACGCAAAUUCGGUAACGCAAUACGCACUUGAAAGUAAAAUAACAGUUGUAGAAGCAAGUGCUUAUAUGUUUUUGUAAUGGAUGUAAUAAAAUAUCAUCUUUGCCUGUAUCCAAAAUUUCUGCCUAUUCUGUCGCAGGUGGAAUUAUCGACUUUCUACAAUACGAAUAUUUCAACCAUGAUAACAUCUGAAUCCAGUGCAGUGUUGCGAGAAAAUCAAACUGAAAAGAAGUGCAAUGAAAGCUUGUGCAUAUUCGAACAAGAUUGUUGGACGAAACAGUUUCGUUUAUCUGGUCUUGUUUUAAUAUUUAUCGCACUAAUAUUUGCACUCAUUAUACUGCUCAAAAAAAACCUACACUCUCCAUCUUCUAAGAACGCCAUCUUCAUGAUUAUAACGGCGAUCAUCAUGACAAUCGGUGUUGUAUUACUGAACCCACCUGGCGACUGGUACGAACACGUCAUCGCUGAUAUUGUGCCAACAGUGUUAACGAUCUUAGCUAUGUUAAUUGGUAUAAAAAUGAAAGUUUCUGCACAAAAAUGGGUGAUAUUGUUAUUUACUUUUUGUUGUUUAUUGUUAGCAGCUGGAAUCGCUUUAUCUUUUCUAGCCAU